CAGUGUAUGCCCACUUACAUAACAGUGGACACCUUAGUCUGGGUUAUAKAGAUGACUCAUACAUUCAGGGAGACACAUUUGAUGAGUGCAUGAGUAAUGUGAAGGACACAGUUAUGUUGUUUAAAAAACUUGGGUUUCAGAUUCAUCCUUUAAAGUCUGUUAUAAUCCCAAASCAAAGCUUAACCUUUUUAGGUUUCAUACUUGAUUCACAAACUAUGAAAGUGUCACCAACGAGAGAAAAAGKCGUUAAAACUGUGAGGGUGUGUACUAAUUUACUUCAUAAAUCACAACCAACCAUCUCAGAGGUUGCAGAAGUCAUAGGCACUUUAGUAUCAAAUUUUCCUGGUGUACAAUUUGGACCGCUCUAUUACAGAUCACUGGAGCAAGACAAAACUAAUGYACUUGUUUGCAGUAAGGGUAAUUAUAAUGCUCAUAUGCAACUAUCACCGAGAUCAGUUAUUGAGCUAGAAUGGUGGAUUACCAACAUGCCAAAGGCACACAAAACCAUACUGACCCCUAAGCCAAGUAUCCAUUUACAGACCGAUGCUUCAAAACAAGGGUGGGGGGCAGUGUAUGGCGAUCACCAGACUGGGGGGAGAUGGACUACCCAGGAAGCUACCCAACACAUUAACAUUUUAGAGCUUCAAGCCGUGUUUUUUGCAUUAAAAUCUUUUUGUUCGCAUACUCGUGACAAACAUAUACGAGUUGAAAUCGAUAACACAACAGCUGUCUCGUAUGUUAACAACAUGGGUGGGUCUAAAUCACCUCAGCUAAAUGACCUUGCUAUUGAAAUAUGGCAUUGGUGUAUAACUCAAAAUAACUGGAUUUCUGCAGUACAUAUUGCAGGAAAGUUAAAUGUAGAUGCAGAUUGUAAAUCUCAGUCUUGGCAUGAUUGCAUCGAAAGUAAGACAGUUAUACCAGCUCACCUUAUCCGUAUUGACGAAGAUGAUGGCACAACUCGAUUGGCUACUGAUUUUUUAACAAAUAUGCCCAUUCUCAUCACUGAAAGAUCCACCAACACAYAAAAUCCAAGAUCACACAAUAGAGAAACUACACAAGAACAAGAGCCCAAUAAUGAUAAUGAUUAUGAAGAUGAGGUUUUAGAUUUGUACCCAAAGCAUGAUGAAAACAUCAACUUCGAAGACAAYAUGUUACCAUUAGCAUCAACUGAGAAUGAUGAUUGCACUCAAACUGUGCAGCAAACCAAUAGUCGAUCAAGUGGUCAUGAAAAAAACAAUGCUGAGGGAAUACAAGGGAAUUCACAUAAUUUAAAAGGACAAGUUACUGAACAUACUUUUAAAAAUAAUGGGAAAUUACAAACUUGUCUUGGGAAAGCAGUAGCAGUUAUCCUUGGUCAGACACCAGAGGUUUAA
Exaiptasia diaphana is the source of this 1373-nucleotide messenger RNA. RefSeq lists its product as uncharacterized. NCBI's taxonomy places the organism in Eukaryota, Metazoa, Cnidaria, Anthozoa, Actiniaria, Aiptasiidae. The coding region runs from base 90 to 1373 and encodes 427 amino acids. The record is from RefSeq and is a predicted model, not a curated record. The transcript has 2 exons. Gene Ontology annotation, molecular function: RNA-DNA hybrid ribonuclease activity; nucleic acid binding.